Messenger RNA from Vidua chalybeata, 1924 nucleotides. RefSeq names its product Cbl proto-oncogene like 1 (gene CBLL1). Gene Ontology annotation, biological process: regulation of cell adhesion; protein ubiquitination. The transcript is spliced from 6 exons. Gene Ontology annotation, molecular function: ubiquitin protein ligase activity. The record is from RefSeq and is a predicted model, not a curated record. The coding region runs from base 38 to 1519 and encodes 493 amino acids. NCBI's taxonomy places the organism in Eukaryota, Metazoa, Chordata, Aves, Passeriformes, Viduidae.
ACUUCCUAGUGUGCUUAAAUUGGGUUUGGUGGUUUAAAUGUCGUUCGCCGACAAUGAUUUGCAAGGAACAAAUAGUUCAGGAUCAUUGGGUGGUCUUGAUGUCCGUAGAAGAAUCCCUAUAAAGCUUAUUUCAAAACAGACCAAUAAAACCAAACCUGCACCUCGAACUCCAAGAAAUAUGAACAGGAUGCCUUCGAAGACACAAGCUGGUGAUGAAGAAGAAUUUGAUUAUAAUAAGGAGGAGCGAUAUGAAUGUAAAGGAGGUGAAAUGUUUGGCAAUCAAAGGAGAUUUCCUGGACCCAUUUUUUGGGAUUAUAAGAUAAACUUGUUGGGGGAAAAGGAUGAUACACCAGUCCAUUUCUGUGAUAAGUGUGGAUUGCCCAUUAAAAUGUAUGGACGCAUGAUACCUUGCAAGCAUGUUUUCUGCUAUGACUGUGCUAUACUACAUGAGAAAAAGGGAGAUAAGAUGUGUCCAGGCUGUAACGAACCUGUGCAGCGAAUUGAGCAGUGUGUACGAGGGUCUCUCUUCAUGUGUAGCAUUGUUCAAGGAUGCAAGAGAACUUACCUGUCACAGAGGGACUUACAAGCUCACAUCAACCACCGUCACAUGCGAGCUGGGAAGCCUGUUACUCGUCCUCCCAUUGAACCCGUGCAUCCUCCUAUUGCCCCACCGCCGGCCGAAAUUCCCGAGCGUUUCAUAAUGCCCCCUGAGAAGCAUCAUAUGAGCCACAUUCCGCCAAAGCAGCACAUCAUGAUGCCACCGCCUCCUCUGCAGCACGUGCCACAUGAGCACUACAACCAGCCCCACGAAGACAUCCGUGCUCCUCCUGCAGAGAUGUCCAUGGCUCCGCCGCCGCCCCGCCCGGUCAGUCAGGACACCUUCCGCAUCUCAACGAGGAAACACAGCAACUUAAUAACUGUCCCCAUUCAGGAUGAUUCCAAUUCAGGUGCUCGAGAACCGCCUCCCCCAGCACCCGCACCCGCUCACCAUCAUCCCGAGUACCAGGGUCAGCCAGUGGUGUCACACCCUCAUCACAUUAUGCCUCCCCAGCAGCACUACGCGCCGCCCCCGCCGCCGCCUCCGCCCAUCAGCCACCCGCUGCAGCACCCUCCGCAGGCGGCAGGCACCCCUCACAUGGUGUACAGCCAGGCUCCGCCGCCCCCGAUGACCUCUGCCCCUCCGCCCAUAACCCCGCCGCCCGGACACAUCAUUGCCCAGAUGCCGCCCUACAUGAACCAUCCUCCUCCGGGACCUCCCCCUCCUCAGCAUGGAGGCCCACCUGUCAAUGUAAAUGCUCCCCCUCCCCAUCACUAUAAUCCCAACUCUUUGCCACAGUUCAGUGAAGAUCAAGGAACUCUUAGUCCCCCUUUCACACAGCCUGGGGGAAUGAGUCCAGGGAUAUGGCCAGCUCCAAGGGGGCCGCCUCCACCUCCAAGGAUGCAAGGGCCUCCUGCUCAGGCCCCCCUUCCUGGACCACAUCACCCUGAUCAAGCCAGAUACAGACCCUAUUACCAAUGAUACAAGCAACUAUAUGAAUAGAGAAUGCCAUGAAGAGGAUAAAACUAAAUACAGAAGCCUUUUAAUUAAUUGUUUUGGGGUUAUUUUGUUGUGUUUUUUUAAGAAUACUGUCAUUUGACUGUAAGACAUUUUGAGGUUUGAAUCUUAAAUGAUUUUUAAGCCUUGGCCGUAGGACUCUUAACUUCAAAUACUCUGUAGUGCUAAAAUAAGUGGCUUAGUAGACCACAGUUGCAUUUUAACAGAACUCCUGUUGCUAGUGUGGCUAAAUUGUCCUAAGAUGAUCACUUGUAAUAUUAUUUCCUGGAGAAGAUGAACAUGUGUUGUACCAUUCUGAAUAUUGUUUUUGUUAAACCCGGUGUUUUUGUUAACCUGUGUACAAUAAUUAAAUUGAAAUAUGGUUGUAAA